CGACGUAUUUCUCAUCAUUUUGUUAUUUUAAAACAGGCUGUUAUAGGCCUAAAGUAUUGUGGACGCGGCAGUCACGUUGACUAGUAGUGGCCAUCACUUAUUGCAAGCUGACACGAUGAGCUCCGUAAACGUCAAGAAGUUGAAGGUAAACGAGCUGAAGGACGAGCUGAAAAAGAGGCAGCUUUCCGACAAGGGGCUCAAGGCUGAUCUGAUGGACCGACUGCAGGCCGCGUUGGACCAGGAGGUCGAGGCCGGCGGAGGCUUCGUCCCCUCGGGGGACAGGGAGGCCAAUGGAGCCGGCGAGGAUGGAGAUGGAGGUGGAGGUGGAGGAGGCUCCGACAUUGGAGACGACGAGGAGCUGGAAGAUGAUGAUGUGGUGGGGGAAAGCAUGGAGGCAGAGGAGGAGGAUGGAGAUGCGGGUGAUUAUCCGGACGAAGGCGCUGGACAGCAAGACGAUGGUAUGGGAGAGGAGGAGGAGGAGGAGGACGCAGGAGUUGAAAUGGAUAAAUCGGACGAGGAUGAAGAGGAGAUGGAUAAGUUUGAUGAUGAAGACGCUGGUCUGGGUCCGCUGCCCGGGGAUGCCGGAGCGAGGGAUGAGCAGAGGAGUAAGCAGGGCGUUAAGAGGCGGCGGGAGGAGCACGGCAGGGCCUACUAUGAGUUCAUUGAGGAGAGCAAGUACAGCCGGUCCAAGUCCCCCCAGCCCCCACUGGAGGAAGAAGACGAGGAGUUUGAUGACACCACCGUCUGCCUGGACACAUACAACAGUGACCUCCACUUCAAGGUGUCUCGCGAUCGUUACAGCGCCUCAUCCCUCACCAUGGAGAGCUUUGCCUACCUGUGGGCAGGUGGACGAGCGUCAUACGGAGUCGACAAGGGGAAGGCCUGCUAUGAGAUGAAGAUCAUUGAGAAGAUCCCUGUAAAGCACAUCUCCAGUAAGGGCUCUGAUAUCCAUGAAGUGCUGGUGGGAUGGUCUCCCGCUGGAAGCACCUUACUGCUGGGGGAGGAAGAGCACUCGUAUGCCUUCUCUACUAAGGGGAAGAAGACGACCAACUGCACUACAGAAGACUACGGGGAAUCAUUUGAUGAAAACGACGUCGUCGGAUGCUUCAUUAGCCUGGAGGGUGAGGAGGUGGAAAUGUCGUUCUCCAAGAACGGGAAGGAUCUGGGCGUGGCCUUCUCGGUGCCACGGGACGCUCUGAUUGGCCAGACGCUGUUCCCACACGUGCUCUGUCACAACUGCGCGGUGGAGUUCAACUUUGGACAGCAGGAGUCUCCCUUCUCUCCGCUGCCCGAGGGCUUGGCCUCGUUCCCCUUCCUCCAACAGGUGCCCUUGGAGGAGCGCGUACGAGGCCCCCGGGGGCCCGAAACCAAAGACCAGUGUGAGGUGAUAGUGAUGGUGGGGUUGCCGGGAGCGGGGAAGACCUCGUGGGUUGCCAAACACACUCAGGAGAAUCCCGGCAAAUACAACAUCCUGGGGACCAGCACAGUACUGGAGAAGAUGAUGAUCGGCAGCUUGAAGCGUCAGAGUAAGGACGUGACGAAGCUGACGGCCAUUUCCCAGCGUGCACCUCUCUUCCUGGGCAAGUUCAUCGAGAUCGCCGCCAGGAAGAAGAGGAACUACAUCCUGGACCAGACUAAUGUGUCGGCCCCUGCCCAGAGGAGGAAGAUGUGCCUGUUUGCUGGUUUCCAGCGUAAGGCCGUGGUGGUGUGUCCCUCCGAUGACGACUACAAGUCACGCACGCAGAAGAAGGCCGAGACCGACGGCAAAGACGUCCCAGAACACGCCGUACUCAAAAUGAAGGGUAUCUUCACGUUGCCUGAGGAGGGCGAGUGUUUUAGGGAGGUGCGCUACGUGGAGUUGGAUAAGGAGGAGGCCUCCGCGCUCCUGGAGGUUUACAAGGAGGAAAGUCGGAGCUCACUACCCCCAGAGAAGAAGCCGAACCCGGGGGGGGCCGCAGGAGCAGCCAAGAGGGGGGGCAGCAACCGGAGCAGGGGGAGCAACAAGAACCAGUUCAGUAGAGGAGGAGGAGGAGGAGGAGGAGGAAGAGGAGGAGGAAGAGGAGGAUUCCAGAACAGGGGCAACUUCAGGGGAGGUCCGGGUCCGCGUGGGGGUUUCAGCCGCCCCCCUCGUGGCUUCCUGCCGCCCCAAGGGGGGUUCAGGGGGGGGUUCCCCAAUCGAGGGGGGUUCGGGGGUCGUGGAGGUCACGGGGGUCACGGGGGAGGCAUGAUGCCCAACCACGGAGGAGGAGGGGGAGGAGGAGGAGGAGGAGGAGGAGGGCACAGGGGGGGGCCCAGGGGGGGCCCAGGUCAUCACCGUGGCAACAUGGGGGCCAUGGCACACCGCGGAGGAAACAUGCACAGAGGCAGCAUGAGUGAUAGAAGAGGAGGAGGAGGAGGAAGAGGAGGAGGAGGCAACUUCAACCAGAAGUUCCGCGGGGGUCGAGGGGGCAACAACCGCGGCUUCAAGAACGGCAACUUCGGCAUGAACAACAAGGCCCAGGCCUUCAACCAGAGCUGGCAACAGGGGUUCUGGAACCAGAAGCCAUGGAAUCAGCAGUAUCACCCAGGAUACUACUAAGCACUGCGGAGAGGAAGAGAUGGAGUGAGAGAGAGGGAGAAGAGACAGUGAGAGAAGAGAGAAAAGAAGAGAGAAAAGAAGAGAGAAAAGAGGAGAGAAAAGAGGAGAGAAAAGAGGAGAGAAAAGAAGAGAGAAAAGAGGAGAGAAAAGAGGAGAGAAAAGAGGAGAGAAAAGAGGAGAGAAAAGAGGAGAGAAAUGUAGAG
Molecule: messenger RNA, 2781 nt
Organism: Engraulis encrasicolus (European anchovy)
Lineage: Eukaryota; Metazoa; Chordata; Actinopteri; Clupeiformes; Engraulidae
Gene: hnrnpua
Product: heterogeneous nuclear ribonucleoprotein Ua
Exons: 16
Coding region: 116-2578 (820 amino acids)
Biological process (GO): CRD-mediated mRNA stabilization; negative regulation of transcription by RNA polymerase II; negative regulation of telomere maintenance via telomerase
Cellular component (GO): membrane; nuclear speck; kinetochore
Molecular function (GO): promoter-specific chromatin binding; ribonucleoprotein complex binding; snRNA binding
Source: RefSeq, a predicted model, not a curated record